GCGGAAUGCUCGGUCUAUACUUACUAUGUCUAUGUUCUAUGCUUACUCCAUGGUUGUAGACCACGCUUAACAUAUAUGCACAUACCAUAUCGCGUAGUUCUACAGAUGAUGUAAAGAUCAUAACAGUGUCAAUUUCCGACGGUAUUCUUGUGUAUUAUCGUUGCGCCGAGAACGUUCGAAGAUAAAAAGCAACAGGGACGGCGUGAAAAUGCUGAACCAGGCGGUGGUCGAGGCACUUUAUUCGGCAACGUAUAUUGAGAACUAUCUGGACUGCGUGGAAAAUCUGCCGAAUGACUUGCAGCGAUAUGUCUCCCGACUCCGCGAGCUGGAUGCUACUUGUCAAACAUAUCUACACGAGAUGGAUCAGCAACAGGAAUUCCUGCGGAACGACACAGAUCCUGUGGUUAAAAGAAGAGCACUCAUGAGAGUACAGCAAGCCUUGAUUGCGGCGCAGGAGAUAGGAGACGAAAAAUUACAGAUUGUUCAGCAAGUGCAAGAUCUCAUUGAAAACAAAUCGAGGCAGUUGGAUGUGGAUUAUCGAAAUUUAGACUUUGGAAAGGAGCAAGAAAACUCGGAAUCAGUCCGUGAAUCGAAUAUGAACAGCAAUUCGAAUAAUGCAAGCCACACAAAUAACUCCGAACGUCAGCCAAAACGUGCCAGGAGAACGAGGACCGAAACUUUGAUAGAAUCGAGUCAUUCUUUGGAUAUGAUGGUCGGAAUGACAGAAACAAGAUCUUCGGCGUUAUCAAAUACAAGCAAUGGAAAUCAGAAGAAAACAGCAACAGCGGCGACUGGUAAAAAGAAAAAACGGAAAUCUCGACAAGGCAAUCAACAAAACCAGCAUCGUGAAGAUACGCCGCCGCCACCGGAGGACGAUCUUGCUAUAGAUCCUGAUGAACCAACUUACUGUCUGUGCGAUCAGAUAUCCUACGGCGAGAUGAUCCUCUGUGAUAAUGACCUUUGUCCCAUAGAAUGGUUUCAUUUUUCUUGUGUCUCCUUAACGACAAAACCGAAGGGUAAAUGGUUCUGUCCCAAAUGUCGAGGUGAUCGACCUAAUGUCAUGAAACCCAAGGCGCAAUUUCUUAAAGAAUUGGAAAGAUACAAUAAAGAAAAAGAAGAGAAAUCAUAGCAAGAGCACGGCGGCGAAAAACUUAAAAAUUUCGCAAAAUCUAAUUGGACUUAAUUCAAGAUCUUUAGAAGAUAACUAAUUACAUGAAUUAACAUCUUUUGAUUGUAAUUAAAAUUUUGAAUUAUAUUUUUCACUUUGCGUGAAUUAUAAUUCUAAUAUUGUAUAUUAUAAACAGAAAACAUAUUUUUUGUUUAAAUUGUAAAAAAAACUGUGUGGUGUUGUGCGCGCGCGCGUGCGUUAUUUACGAUUGUACAUAUAAUGAGAUAUUAAAUGAUGUUAUGUUCAAAUGCAUUUCUUUCAUUAAUAUUAGAUUAGAAUGCAUAAUAAAAUACUAUAUUUGUAGAAGCAAUAAGUUCAAAAAGUAUAAGAUGUGUGUGUGGUGUGUGCGCGUGCGCGUGUCCACACAUGAAAACUAAUGUAAGUGUAAUAAAAAAUAAAAAUAACAUGUAAAUAAU
This is a messenger RNA of Monomorium pharaonis (pharaoh ant), 1584 nucleotides long. RefSeq names its product inhibitor of growth protein 1. Lineage: Eukaryota; Metazoa; Arthropoda; Insecta; Hymenoptera; Formicidae. Gene Ontology annotation, biological process: positive regulation of DNA-templated transcription. The coding region runs from base 209 to 1129 and encodes 306 amino acids. The transcript is spliced from 3 exons. Gene Ontology annotation, cellular component: nucleus. The record is from RefSeq and is a predicted model, not a curated record.